AGACAGAGAGAGGGAAGGAAGGAGAAAAGGUGGAAAGUGAGCAGGGAAGGGGAAAAAAGGAUAGAAAUAUUAAAAAAGAAAAGACAAGCGAAACUGCACAUCCCGAAAGAAGGACGUAUAAGACAACAAAACAACCAAGAAAAGUGGAGAACAAAUUGGGGGUCAAAAAAAAUACUUUAAGGAAGACAACCUUCAAGUGCUAAAGAAGAAGAAACAGAGGAUUAAAAAGCAAACGAACCUGCAAGAGGAGCAUUAAAAUAUAAACUGGCAAUAAACAAGUACUCUGGAACCAAGGAGAGAAGGAAAGAAGAGAGAACUGGAAGGUUCGGUGCCAUGUCCCAAGGAGGGUAUUUUGAGAGUGAGAGGCAGUACCAAGCCCUGGAAAUGCCCCCGGCCGCUGCCAGGCCCACUGGCACUGACCUGGGCCCACUUUGUGAGUCUGAGCUGGCCUCAUACAUCGGAGAUGAGCAGCUACUCUCAGAACUACUACAAGGGGCUCAGCAGCGCGGCCCCAAGGGCACCCCGUUCCCCAACUACUACCCCAUGGAGCCGUAUCCCUUCCUGUCUUAUGGAGGAGACCGCAAGGGCCUGGGACCCUUGGACCCACGCUCCGUUGCUGUCAAGGAGGAGCCACGAGGAAGUGAUGCUGGACGGGCAGGUGGACGCCACCCAUACAAUGCCAUGCACUUCCCAGCUGCCCACUGUGCCCAGGUGGCCCUCGCCCAGCCAGGUGUGCGUGCCAGCCAAGCUCUGAGAGUGCUCAAGGGUCCAUCCUGCAGCCCAUCUCCACCCUGUGGUACCCCAAAAGGGAAAAAGUCAGUGAACAAAGAUAGCCUGGAGUAUCGCCUGCGUCGCGAGCGCAACAACAUUGCCGUGCGGAAGAGCCGUGACAAGGCCAAGCGUCGAGUGAUGGAGACACAGCAACGCAUGGUGGAGCUCCUGGGUGAGAACGAGAGGCUGCGCAGCCGGGUGGAGCAACUGAUGCAGGAGACCGAGACCCUCCGUGACAUUUUCCGCCAAGUGCCCGAAGCUGCCGGGCUUAUCAAAGGUCUUGGGGGUUGCAGCUGAAGCCGGUUGGGGUGCCGUGGUGGUGGGAUGGAGAGCAGGGAAGCAGCACAAGGCCAACUGGAGGUGGGGUCAAUGGUGGGUCUUGGGAUCAAGAAGAUGUGGGACUCUGAACAUGUAAAUAAAAGGAUCUCUCGUAACACUUUGGUGAUCUGUGGCCUUUGGUGAUUUGUGGUGGUUUUCCUUUCAAAAUAAAGUGGUAGAAUUCAAACAUAUAGCCAUGGUA
Sceloporus undulatus (fence lizard) is the source of this 1291-nucleotide messenger RNA. It is a transcript of the gene CEBPE, whose product is annotated as CCAAT enhancer binding protein epsilon. Gene Ontology annotation, molecular function: DNA-binding transcription factor activity, RNA polymerase II-specific; RNA polymerase II cis-regulatory region sequence-specific DNA binding. The record is from RefSeq and is a predicted model, not a curated record. Gene Ontology annotation, biological process: DNA-templated transcription; regulation of transcription by RNA polymerase II; myeloid cell differentiation. NCBI's taxonomy places the organism in Eukaryota, Metazoa, Chordata, Lepidosauria, Squamata, Phrynosomatidae. Bases 334 to 1068 code for a protein of 244 amino acids. The transcript has 2 exons.